AUGCCUCAUCGUACCACUUACUUCUUCCCUAGGCAAUUCCCGGAUAGGUCCGGGUUCGAUGCAUCAUCUUCGUCUUCAAAACAAGCAUUAGAUCACGAGAAGAAAAAAGUAACUAAAGAUGCUUUUAACGUCGAAAAUGACCGCCGAAAGUCUUCAUCAAAGGAUCAGUACUCCUCCUCAUCUUCCUUUCCAGUUGGCAAAAAUGCAUCAAAAACAACAAGUACUCCAACCACAAUAACGACACCAAUAUCCGAUCUCUUCACGAGCAGUGAUGACGAAAAGUAUCAUCCGAAGACCAAAAAAUUUGGCGAGGAUGACAAGUAUAAGCAAAAGAAAAAACAACUUGCCGCUUUUUUCGACUGGUUGUCCGAGAAAAAAGUUGAGAAGUCUACUAGUCACGUGAAGUUGCAAAGAUUAUCGAGUGAGGAGGAUCGUAAGCUGCUAGUUACACCGGAGCCGGAACCGGAACCAGAGCCUGUUCUUCCAGUUCCGGAGAUAAUUAAAGAGAGGGAUGUUGACCGGAAUUUUGAUCGGCAAGUGUCGCUGCCAAGAUUAUCGAGCGGGAGUAGUUAUGCUGGUAGCUUGUUCUCGGGGAUUACAACGCUUGAUGGAAACUUUACUACUGAUAUUAAGGUUGACACGUCGACGACGGUGCAUGCUCCAACUAUAAAGCAGGAUGUGGUGCACGAGGUAGUGGAGGAAAAGGAGGAUCAGGAGAAGACGAAGGAAAACUUGGCGGUAAAGACUAAAGAGAGCUAUUAUUUGCAGCUUAGUUUGGCUAAGAGGCUGAGUGCUCAAGCUGAUAUUGCUAGCGAGCUUGUGCUUCUGCAGGAAGGAGUCCCUGACGCCUCCGAUGCACAAACCGUUUCGUAUCGUCUCUGGGUGAGUGGAUGCUUGUCGUACAGUGACAAGAUAUCAGAUGGAUUCUAUAACAUUUUGGGAAUGAAUCCAUAUCUUUGGGUUAUGUGCAAUGAAGAUGAUGAAGUAAGCAAGCUGCCACCUUUAUUGUCGCUCAAAGAAAUUGAACCAAGUGAGACAUCAAUGGAGGUGAUUCUUGUUGAUAGACGUGGUGACUCGCGUCUUAAGGAGCUGGAGGAUAAAGCACAAGAACUAUAUUGUGCUUCUGAGAAUACAUUGGUGUUGGUGGAGCAACUGGGCAAACUUGUUGCUAUUUACAUGGGGGGAACUUUCUCGGGGGAGCAAGGGGAUCUCCAGAAGCGCUGGAAAUUGGUUAGCAGGAGACUGAGGGACUUCCAUAAGUGUAUUGUGCUCCCCAUUGGUAGCCUAUCCAUGGGACUCUGCAGACAUCGCGCGAUUCUAUUCAAGGAUGACUCUGUGUAUGUGUAUGCACUACGCGGAAAGCGAGUUUCAAGCACAUUAGUAACUCGUGGUGAUGUAUUUUGGCGUAUGCAGAAAUUGGCAGACUAUAUAGGUUUGCCAUGUCGGAUUGCUCGAGGUUGCAAGUACUGUGUAGCAGACCACCGGUCUUCUUGCCUUGUCAAAAUUCAGGAUGACAGGCAGUUGUCAAGGGAAUAUGUAGUUGAUCUAGUUGGGCGGCCAGGAAAUGUCCAUGGUCCAGAUUCCACAAUUAAUGGAGGAUUUCUUUCUUCAAUGCCUUCACCAUUUCAAAUUCCGCAUCUAAAAGAAUCACAACAACCUUACAUGGAUGAUGCACCUUAUGAGAUUGUAGACUCGAAGCAUUCAUGUCCUUUUCCCGAAAAUCCUCUAUGUUUAGGCAAUGGGGAAGAAGAGAAACAGACAGAGGAGGAUGGGUGGUUUCAAAAUCUGAAAGUCUCCACUUAUGUACCAGUGGAUCAACCGUACCUUGGAAAAGAAUCAUCCCUGAUGCAUUUGGAUUUGAAAAGGAAUGCUGAAGCUCCUGAAACUGCCAGACGAUCUGUACAUGAAUGUUCUAGACUUGAAGCAGAACAGGUCAUUAUACAACAAACUUACAAGAAAGAGAUGCUUGGGUGUGGAAGUCCAGUUAUAAACAGUGUUGUUGAGCAAACUAAAGUAAAUCUAUCCAAUCAGUCCAAUAUAAAGGAAGUUGGGAGUAGAGUCGACAAUCAAGGUAGACUUCCUUCGGUGACCAUCCCAAGAUAUUUGAAUCUUGAACCUUCACUUGCCAUGGAUUGGCUUGAGAUCUCAUGGGAAGAAUUACAUAUCAAGGAGCGUGUUGGCGCUGGCUCAUUUGGUACGGUGCAUCGUGCUGAAUGGCAUGGAUCGCUUUCAGAAAGUAAAUCCCUUCUUGUGCCAAUACAGGAUGUUGCUGUCAAGGUUCUAACUGUUCAAGAUUUUCAUGAUGAUCAGUUGAGGGAGUUCUUAAGAGAGGUGGCAAUAAUGAAACGUGUUCGCCAUCCAAAUGUGGUUCUCUUCAUGGGUGCCGUCACAAAGCGUCCUCAUCUAUCAAUUGUGACAGAAUAUCUGCCAAGGGGCAGUCUAUACCGUCUCAUACACAGGCCGACUGCAGGUGAAGUGCUAGAUCAAAGGAGGCGGUUACGUAUGGCAUUGGAUGUGGCCAAGGGCAUCAAUUAUCUUCACUGUCUUAAUCCUCCAAUUGUUCACUGGGAUCUUAAAUCUCCAAAUUUGUUGGUUGAUAAGAACUGGACAGUAAAGGUGUGUGAUUUCGGGUUGUCUAGAUUCAAAGCGAACACUUUUAUAUCAUCAAAAUCAGUGGCUGGAACUCCCGAGUGGAUGGCUCCAGAAUUCCUUCGUGGAGAGCCUUCCAAUGAGAAGUCUGAUGUUUACAGUUUCGGAGUUAUCCUAUGGGAGCUUGUGACCCUGCAACAACCAUGGAGUGGACUUGGCCCUGCCCAGGUGGUUGGAGCCGUAGCCUUCCAGAAUAGAAGGCUUUCUAUUCCCCAGGACACGCCUCCAGUAUUGGCUUCUCUCAUGGAAUCUUGCUGGGCUGAUGAUCCAGCUCAGCGCCCAUCUUUUGGUAAGAUUGUCGAGUCCUUGAAGAAGUUGUUAAAGUCGCCACUACAGCCGAUGCAGAUCAGUGGACAAAAGCGAUCUCCCAUCAAAGAUACUUAA
Molecule: messenger RNA, 3033 nt
Organism: Dovyalis caffra
Lineage: Eukaryota; Viridiplantae; Streptophyta; Magnoliopsida; Malpighiales; Salicaceae
Source: the annotation of a GenBank genome assembly